AUGGGCGCUAUAUUGCAAAGCAGGCCUGCUUCCGGAAUAGUAUCCAAACCGGAAGAACCUCGCCGCCUCUUUCUUCAUCGUCUCUGCUACCUGGUGCCUUUUCAAUUCACAAUCAAGAUGUCUGAAGAGCCCUUUAGGCCAAGGGAAAAGCUCGUUGAGAAGCAAAAGUUUUUCCAGAGCGUCCACAAACACACAUAUCUGAAAGGACGAUAUGAUAAGAUUACCUCAGUAGCCAUUCCUUUGGCAUUGGCUGCUACUUCUUUAUUUAUGAUUGGAAGAGGGAUCUAUAACUUGUCUCAUGGGAUUGGGAAGAAGGAAUGA
Fraxinus pennsylvanica is the source of this 321-nucleotide messenger RNA. The record is from the annotation of a GenBank genome assembly. Lineage: Eukaryota; Viridiplantae; Streptophyta; Magnoliopsida; Lamiales; Oleaceae.